Molecule: messenger RNA, 7015 nt
Organism: Pseudopipra pipra
Lineage: Eukaryota; Metazoa; Chordata; Aves; Passeriformes; Pipridae
Gene: ATXN3
Product: ataxin 3
Exons: 11
Coding region: 307-1386 (359 amino acids)
Biological process (GO): protein deubiquitination
Cellular component (GO): nucleus
Molecular function (GO): cysteine-type deubiquitinase activity
Source: RefSeq, a predicted model, not a curated record
GGCAGCCCUCUGUGCCCCCUGCCCGGCACCUUCCGGCGGCAGCGGCUCGUCCCCUCCGCUCCGUGGGGACCCGCGGCCCUCCCGCGCGGCGCUGCCGGUGCCUGGGCCCGUUCCGGCUGGACCCUGCCGGCUCUGCGGUAAAGGGAAUGUCGUUACUACAGAUCAGAAUGAGUCAGGGCUGAGCCCCAUCGGCCUCUUUGGCGCGGGGACCGCCCUUCUGGGGGCUGUAGAAAUGAACCUCAGGUGCGGGAAGGUGCGGGCUGCACCUGCUCGUGUUUCUUGAGGGAGACCUCACAUGGCUGAAAAAUGAGUCUGAAGCAAGAAGGCUCAUUGUGUGCUCAACACUGUCUGAAUAAUUUGCUGCAAGGGGAAUACUUUAGUCCUGUAGAGUUAUCCUCUAUUGCACAGCAGUUGGAUGAGGAAGAAAGGAUGAGAAUGGCAGAGGGAGGAGUAUCUAGUGAAGAAUAUAGAACAUUUUUACAGCAGCCUUCUGUAAAUAUGGAUGAUAGUGGAUUCUUCUCAAUUCAAGUUAUAAGCAAUGCCUUGAAAGUGUGGGGUUUAGAACUAAUCCUCUUCAACAGCCCAGAGUAUCAGAGACUUGGGAUCGACCCUAUAAAUGAAAAAUCAUUUAUUUGUAAUUAUAAGGAACACUGGUUUACAGUUCGAAAGUUAGGAAAACAGUGGUUUAACUUGAACUCUCUCUUGAUGGGUCCAGAACUAAUAUCAGACACAUAUCUUGCACUUUUCUUGGCUCAAUUACAACAGGAAGGUUAUUCCAUAUUUGUAGUAAAAGGAGACCUGCCAGACUGUGAGGCUGAUCAGCUACUGCAGAUGAUUCGGGUACAGCAAAUGCAGAGACCAAAACUAAUUGGAGAAGAGGCAGCACAGUCAAGAGAUCAGAGGCUACCCAGAAGUGAUGUGGACCAAGCAAUAGAAGUUAACCAUCCUUUUGAUGGAACAGGCAUGUUAGAUGAAGAUGAAGAGAAUUUUCAGAGAGCCCUGGCUCUAAGUAGGCAGGAAAUUGAUAUGGAGGAUGAAGAAGCUGAUCUUCGCAGAGCCAUUCAGCUCAGCAUGCAAGGUAGUCGUCGAAGUGAGCUCUCAGGCUCGUUACCGCAGAAUGUUCCUCAGUCGUCUCACAGCAGUCAGACAGAAUCCCUUUCUUCAGAAGAACUGCGAAGGAGAAGACAAGCCUAUUUUGAAAAACAGCAACAACAGCUACAGCAGCAAGAUCAGACGCCAAACCUACAUGAUAAGGCAACUCUUAGCUCAAGCACUCAAGAAGCUGACCCAGGAGGUGAUAUGAGUGAAGAAGACAUGCUUCAAGCAGCCAUGAAUAUGUCUCUGGAAUCUGUUAAAAACCACUUGAAUUCGGAAGAGGAGAAAUGACAUAAUUUUUUUCCCCUCUUAUUGUCAAAACGCUAAGUCUCCAUUAAAAUUCUACCGUGUGAAUGUUGCACAAGCAGGGUUCAUUUCAGAGUUCUGGAAGCAGGAAUGAAAGGGGGGCUGCUGGAGGUCAGAGUUUAGAGGGAAUCUGCAAAUAUGAAAAAGAUCACACUAAUUUAGAAAACUGUAGCACUCCUACUACAAAACAUCUGCUCAAAAAAGUAGUAGUGUUAAAAUUACUGAACUAUUCACAUGAACAAAGUCAGAUGAGUAUAGCAUCUGUAACUUACAUAUAAAAAGCAAGUUUAAAUUGUUUUGAAGAAUUCUGUAUAAGAUAUAAAUGGUGCCAAAACCAGCAUCUACUGAUUUCCUUCAGUACUAACGGAAAAAGAGAUACAAGUAAUAAGUUGUGCUCAUAAAUUAUUAUGUUCCUUUUAAUAAAUCGCUCUAAAAUGGGGAAAAUAAUUAAGUUCUGUUAAUCUUAAAUUUAUUUUGUGAGCUCUGAGUUGAUUAGAGCAGAGUGCUAAUACGGCCAAGGUGAUGGGUUCGAUCCCUGUAUGGGCCAUUCACUUUAGGAGGUGGAUUUGAGGAUCCUUGUGGGUCCCUUCCAACUCAGAAUAUUCUGUAAUUCUGAGUGACUUAACAUCAACUUUUUGAUCCUGCUGUCCAUUUUUGAAAUGACCCAUUCUGCAGGAGAAACAAGAAUCCAUAGAUUUCAUACUUACAAUUCAAGAUAAAAUCUUUAGUGGAUUCUUGAGUAUAAUGUUACUCAUGAAUCUUUCAGUGAUUUCUGACUUCCUAGCACUUUGUGGUUUUACUUUUAAUUCCAACUCUAAAAUUUUAGAUCCAUGUUUAACAUUUUGGGUUUUGGCAGAUAACUUGCCUUAUUUGGUUUGAUGAGGUUUUUUAUAAAUUUUUGUUUGUUAUGUUCUUUCUUGUUAAGCCACUGUCUUUACUACUAAAGUAGGAUACAAUUAAUUGGGUUGAACAGGUUUUCUUUUCUACCUCUUCCAAAGUCUUUUUUUUUCCCCCUUUUCAAGCUCAAACCUUCAUUUUGGCCUUUCAGUAUGAGAGAACUGUAACUGAAUCUAGGAGAAAGGAGGAGGGGAUAUAGGUGCCAUAAAGUCAGUGCCACACACAAGGUGCAUUCCUGCAAUCUGAAAUGACCCCUGUGCAAGUAGCUCUUUUAAGAAUGAAUAUUUAUGCCUGUGUGGAUGUUCUUUCUGAAAUGCUUUUUAUGAGUGUCUGUCAGAAUGUUGCCGUUUUUUCAGGAAUGGCCUUUAUUCACGCACCUUACAAAUUUUUAUCAUGCUGUUUCUGAUCCUGAGAAAAAUUGGGGAGCAAAGUAUGUGAGAUAGCUUAUGCUAUUGGUUGUAAGACAUUUGUUUUGAUAUCCAGGAUGAAUGUGUAAAAGGGUGACCAAACCUGGCUUGGAACUUCAGUGCAACGAAAGAGAUAUGUUUCAUUUUCCUAAAUGGUGCUUGAAAUACAAAUUCUGUUUACAUAUAAAUUAUAUGGAAAUAUGUUGUAGAUAGAGUAUAUAAGCUGUAGUCCAAUUAAAGCAUUAACAGUUAGCACAGGCAUUCUAAGAAUCUUUCAAAGAUAACCCCAAAUUUCUUUAUCAAAAUAUUCUUAAGUUACAUCAUUGCAUUAAAUGUUACAAAAGUAACAUUUAAUUAAAAUUAGUAUGAAAUGAAUAGUAGCUAGAUGGAAAUAUACAUUCAGCAUCAAGUAGUACUGUACAUGAAAGGGCUCUUACCUCUCAGUAAAGAUUUGUUUACAGCAAUGGUUUCCUGAUAGCUUAGGAUAUUAUUAUGUUAUACAUAACUGGGCUAAAUUCUGUUUUCCUUACAUAUGUGCUGAAUUUUCACCAGUGUCACCAGAAUCAGGUAUGUGUAAGACAAUAUGGAUUUUGACAUGAGACUUUUAAAAAACUGAUUUUUGUCUUUUUUUAAAUAAUUCUGUCAUACGCAUUAUAAUUAUUUGUAAUGUCUCAAAUUCAUAUAGUUAAUCAUGGCCAGUCUUCGCGAGCGAAGAUUUGGGAAAGGUCUUUACCCUUCAAGCCUGCGCAGUGGAUUUUUUAGGUGAGACACAGUGUGCGCUGAACUGAGCCCACCCUUUAACCCUAAGGUUCAUCUGCCAGGGCUGAGCGAGCUCGGACGGUGGCAGCGAGGUCCUCAGGACGUAGGUUUGCUUGGAGUGACCUUCUCUUAGAUGGAUGGCCUUGCAGGGCUGAUGAGCUCCAUCUGCCCGGAGAAGUCCCCUGACUGGGAAUCAAACCUGGGCCACGGCGGUGAGAGCGCCACAUCCUAACCACUAGACCACCAGGGGGCCCAAUAUAGUUAAACAAUGGCUUUAAAAGUCCAUGUAUGCAAAUGCCAUUUUGAAAUGCUGUAUUUUUCAGGAUAUACUUUUCUGCUUUCAGUUUAAAAUUUCUAUUAAACGGAAAGCAGGAAAGGUAUCUCUACAGCACUGAAUUAUUUCUUUGCUCAUCUGUAAAUUAAUUGCAGCUUUAAUUUCCGUUUUUUUUGUUGUGCCAUAAACUGAUUCUGAAAUAAGACUAAUUUUUAUAAAUAGGUAUAGACUGGCAAUCUGAUGCCAAUACUUGGACCUUGGACAUUUUAUCCUCUAUUAUAAGAAUAUAAUAAAAAUGUAGCAUUUCUACAACUCUAGCAGCCCUGGAUUAAAAAAAGAAUCUAAGCCCUUGAAUGACAUUAACUGUAACCCAGGCCGAAUACAUGUUUUUUUAACCACUGUAACAGGGAGGUUUGCCUUUGAACUUUAAUGUCACAUUGUAAGUCACUUCAUCACCCAAAUCUUUUAAUAUUGAAGGAAUAUAAAGUAACGAUGCCUGAAAAGCGCAACUGAGAGAGUCAUUACAGGGCUAAUGACAUUCCUUUCUGUGUAGAAACAUUGUCAUUCAACAAAAAACAGUUUGAUUUUCAGUGGAAUGUCAAGUUUAAUGAUGAAGGCAUAUCUGUCUAGUCAAGCAGUUGAGAGAGCAGUUUAAGCUCAUCUGUUAAUUCUGAGCCCUGUCGCUGGAAAGGACCUCUAAGAGACCACCCAUUAACCUAGCACUGCCAAGUCCACCACUAAACUUAAUGUCCCUAAGCACCACAUCCACACCUCUUCUAAAAAGCUCCAGGAAUGGGGGCUGAACCACUUAUUGUGCAGCCUGUUCCAAUGCUGGACAACCCUUUCAGUGAAGAAAUAUUUCCUGAUACCUGAACUAAACCUCCACUGGUGCAACUUGAGGCUAUUUCCUCUUGUUACCUGGGAGAUUGACACCCAUCUCACUACAGCCUCCUUUCAGGAGUUGUAGAGAGUGACAAGAUCUCCUCUGUGCCUCUCCAUUGCACCCAAGGUAAAGAAUAGUAGUAUUUACUGACAGUACAUAUUUUAUAACUCAGGCCUCAACUUCACCUGCCAAGAAGCAGUCAAUAAAACAGUGAUGUCAUUUUUCUGUGUGCAUUCUUUCAGUGAUAAACAGUUCUCAGUGUGGCUUAACUAUGCUUAUAAUAUGUUUACUAAUUUAGAGCCUACUUCCAGUGUUAUCUACUCUGUCAUGCUGAAGGGUUGGGUUUUUUUUCCCAUGUUAUAGCUUUAGGCCAAAGUCCAUUCUAAGGGAGCAGACAGAUUUUUAUUUUAUUUUUUUUAAUUAUGAUAUGAUAUUUGAGGGAAUUUCAGACUUCAUUCAUCCAGCAGUUUUACUGUUUUGCAGUAAAGGGUCCAUGUGACAUAAUUUAUGGUUUGCUGACAGUAGAAAUCAAAGGGGCAGGGGGAAUGAGAGAUACUUACAUUAAAUAUGUUCCAGAAUUAGUUCUGUAAGUGUAAUUCUAUAAACUGCUUUCGCGGUCUUAUGAGGACAGGAGGAAAAAGAGUUGUAAUGCAGUCAUGCCUGCAUGCAAUUCUUGUUAGGAACAGCAGGUAUGAAUAUGAGCUGCUUAAAUGCUUACAUUUUUGUAGACUUGAAACUAAUCUAAUAUCUGACUGGCUUACUCCAACAUUUGGGCUCCUGGUGCCCUUCAAAAAACUUCAGCAAGUUUAAAUUUAAUUUUCAGCCAAGGUACACUUCUUACUUUUCAUACUUUUUUACUUUGCAGACAGCUUAAAAAUAACCAAUACAAAUUCAAAUCUAUGAUGUGUUUUAAUGUUGGGCUAUUGUUUCUAUUACAGACUUACAAAGUGGUAGGGGGCUAAAAUGGCUUCUGCAGGUGCCUAGUAAACAAUUCUGUUUCUGUAUCUCAGACAAAUACUAUCAUUCGCAAGCUGCUUUGUUUUAUUACAAAACUGACAGGCUUUUAAAAAUGAACAAGAACAUGAUACAGUUUUAAGAGUCUGUGAUUUUUUUAAAAUUAAUUACUGUUUCAAAUAAUGAUGAAAACAUACAAAUGGUGUGCUUUGUACUGAAAAACCCAGUACAGGGGGAUGGUAUAGGAGAACUCUAGAACUCAGACUUAUACAGAAAUAGUAUUGUGCAAUUCAUGUUACCAGCAUGUCACUUUUAAAGGAAUCAAAGUAAGAAUCCAAGGAAAAGAAAAAUUGAUGUAGAAACUUUCUUCAAGGGCUUAGACAGAAAAUUAUGUUGUGCACUUUGUAAGCCAUUACUGUCUUGCAUAAAACAAAUUUAACUCCUGGUAAAUCUUGAUAGUUACUCACAAAUCAUUACCCAAAAAAAAAGAGGAAACAAAGUCUAACCAGUAAUACAUAUAUACCUAUUCCCUUCCCACACAGAAUCAGUAGGUGAGAGUAAUACUCAAUACAUUCAAAGUUGCUAGAUCCAAAUAUUUAGUUCUUGAGUUUCAAGGUGGUUGUAGCUUUGUGUUAUAUCCAGGUUUUCAUCUUACAAGCAUGAGCUGUUUUGCAAUAAACCUUUUUAACCUGUAUACACACAUUUUGCCUUAUUUGCAUUUCAGACAUGGAGGGAAUGCUGUAGUAUUUAACCUGCCAUAGUCAUCUUCCCCAAUCACUGUUCUUCAGAAAGUUAGUACAUGUGACUUUUCAACUGCUUUUACCAAAUCAAAAUACUUUCACUUUAUUUUCUUUGUUAAGAAAAGCAAAUAAUUGUAAUUACACUUUGCUUUUAAUCCCCCCCAUCCUCAGUAUAGCCACUGUGGGAAUUCAGGAGGGGACUUAUAAAAUGGUUUGAACAGAAAGGGAUGUAAUAUUUAAAUGCCACUGUGCAAAAAAAAAAAAAAAAAGAGAAAAACCUUGAUACUGUCUUUAAAGCAUGCAAGCAUUGAUAAAAUUUUAUUUUUUGCUACAUGAAACCCCCUGUGUACAAAGCAGUGUAGAGGAUUUUGUAAGGGAUUUUUUUUUUCAUCUCUUGCCUAAUAGUUGUGUAUUUUAGAAAUCUUAUUUCAGUAAUAGUUUUGGGGUUUUUUUGGUCAAGACUCUGUUUUCAGUAUCAUGUCCUUGGCUCUGGAUUCCUGUAUAAUUUUUGUCUAUUUUGUGUAUAUAAAGCAUAGAAUACUGAAAAGAUUAAAAAGGGAAAGCGGAAAUGCUUAGUCAUUGUUUCGACUGGAAAAUGGCAGCGCUGUUCGAUAUUUUGAAAAUGCUCUCCAAAUAGGCAUGAAUAUAUAUGGUUGUAUUUGAUAUCACUUUUUUAAAUAAAUAUGAUUAUAGCUUCUAA